This is a messenger RNA of Thyridium curvatum, 1311 nucleotides long. RefSeq lists its product as uncharacterized. Bases 1 to 1311 code for a protein of 436 amino acids. The transcript has a single exon. Lineage: Eukaryota; Fungi; Ascomycota; Sordariomycetes; Thyridiales; Thyridiaceae. The record is from RefSeq and is a predicted model, not a curated record.
AUGGCCAGCCGUGACUCCAACCGCCAGGGCACCAGCCCCAAUGACCGCGACCAGAUCUCUGGCGACAAGCAGAAGGACUCUCGUCAGCAACAGUCCCGCGACGAGAAGCAGCAGAAGAACAAGGACUCCAAGGACUCCAAGGACUCCAAGGAUUUCAAGGACACCAGCGACUUCAACGCUUCUGCCUUCAAGGUCGACACGCCAGACAUGCCACCCAUUCCCAAGGAGACUCCCAACCGCAAGGACGCCGGCUCGCGAGGCUCCAACACGUCGGAUCGCUCCAACCGCAGCGACCGUGACGGCUCUCAGCGCGGCUCUUCUGACGAGUCCAAGAAGCGUGAUGGCCGAUCCGGCCGCGAGCAGUCUUCGGGCAGCUCUUCUUCCAAGAAGGACAACGUUCCCCAGAAUGACGGUCCCUCAGACGAUCACAAUGACCAGCCCCAGCCUGGUCCGAUCCCCGAUAUGCAGCAGCCUCCCAAGGACGGCCAGCCCCAACCCAGUGGCGCUCCCGAUUCCAUCAAGAAGCCUGACGGCUCCAAGCCCGACGGCUCCAAGCCUGGCAUGCCUUUCAUCAACGCGGCCGUGCGCAAACCCGGCAUGGGCGGCAUGAAUUGUCAGGACCAGUCUGGCGAGUGCGGUCAAGGCCAAUGGGGCCAGAAGGACAUCUUUGGCAACACGACCAACCCUCAGUCUCAGGACUGCACCGAUCCCCAGCAGUGCACCACGAACAACGGCCCUUGCAUCGAGGCCAACUGCGCCAAGCAGAACUGCGGCGACAUCACUCAUCGGCACGAGCAGCCUGGCACCUGCAGCACAAAUGCUCAGGGUGGUGACGAGCAGUGCGGUCAGGGUCAGUGCGACGGCGCCGAGGAUGGCGGCUUCGGCGCCCGGAAGCGAUGCACCGAGUCUCGCAACCGCCGCGAUGAGUGCGACUGCAACCGGUCUUGCCGCGAUCGUGAUGACGACUGGUGCACCAACCCCUGCUGCGAGAUCAACCGCCGGCGUCGCGAGUGUGAGUGCCGCCGCCGCGGCUGCUACGACGGUGCCGCUGAGAACGAGAGCCGCGGGCCGCCUCGGGAUCGCCGAGAUCAGCUCACCCCUGAGGAGCGCCGCGCCGCGGAUGAGCAGUGGGAGGAGGGCCGAAGACGCUGGGAGGAGGGCCGCUACGAUUCGGAGCGCCGUGACCAGGAGCGCCGCGAUCAGGAGCGUCGCGAUCAGGAGCGCCGUGACCGUGAGCAGGGCUCUGGGCAACGCGAGUAUGGCCCUGUUCCUGAGGAGGAGCUCGAGUACCUGAGGGGCAACAGGACUUAG